Molecule: messenger RNA, 2402 nt
Organism: Vitis riparia (riverbank grape)
Lineage: Eukaryota; Viridiplantae; Streptophyta; Magnoliopsida; Vitales; Vitaceae
Product: plant UBX domain-containing protein 8-like
Exons: 11
Coding region: 199-2076 (625 amino acids)
Molecular function (GO): ubiquitin binding
Source: RefSeq, a predicted model, not a curated record
UUGAGAAGACCCCCAGGCCCCAAGAAACAGACUCACUUCAACAAAAGCCCUUUCUUUCACAUUACAAUUGCCCCCAUAAUUCUUCCUAUAUAUAACCCCAGAAAUCCCCCAACGCCCACAUUCCACCCAACCAUCUAUUCCUCUGCAAACCCCCCGCCAAAACCACUGAAUAAUUCACACCAAAUCCCUCUUGUUCCCAUGGCCACCCCCAAUCAGGAGGCUAUCGAUACCUUUAUCAGCAUCACCGGCGCCUCCGAGGCCGUCGCCCUCCGCAAGCUCGAGGAGCAUGGUGGUGAUCUUAAUGAAGCUGUGAAUGCACAUUUCAGCGAAGGAGAUAGAAAUAUGCAAGUACCUAUUAUUGCGCGUGAAACUUUAAUUGCUGCUCCUCAAAGUGAUUUCAUGGAUAUAGAUGAUCCAAUCCCAGUUGAAUCCCAGGGGCCUGCUUCAUCACUUUUAUCUGCUGCUACAAACUUGAACCCUUUGUCACUCCUCGAUCCAAGUUCCAAUAGAAGUUUGUUCAAUAGUGAUUCUGACUUGACUAGACGGGGACCAUCUGUUUCACAUCCAAGGGAGGUGAGGGAGAUCCCUAUAGAAUUCAAGGAUGGGAAUGAGACAUCUCACCAGUCUGGCUCUACUCCUGCAAUAGAAGAUGUCACUGAUACUGCCCCUGCACAUGGACCAGAAAUCCGUGGGGCUGUCAUGACUGUGGAUGAAGAUGAUGAUGAUAUUCCAACUGCUCCAAGUGCACAAGGUGCAGGGCAAAAUGCCCAAAGAGAUGAUACUUUGGGUGAUAGUUCUCAUGAUGGACGUUCUAGACCAAUUGUUCCUGGUUUUAAUAAUUUGCCUGACUAUGCAAAUGAUAUAGAAGAAGAAAUGGUUCGAGCUGCCAUUGAGGCUUCAAAACGGGAGGUUGAAGAAGGUUACUCAAAUCAGCAAUUUGGUGCUCAUAAUGAGUUAAGUAAUCCUGGGCCUCAACAAAGGCCAUCUCACCUAGAAGAUGCUGCACUUGCACGUGCUGUUUCAUUGUCCUUGAAGACUGCUGAACAAGAGAAAGCACUGCGUGAGCAAGGGGGAGAAGUAGGAGCAUCAGAACUGGGAGCUGACAGUCCAGCUGAGGUGGAAGAGCUGAGGGAAUUACCUGCACCAAAUGGAAGGCAAGGAUUUGGUUCUUUGGACAAAGUUACUUCAAGUCGACCUAAGUUGGAGGCAGGAAGCUCAUCCAUCCAAGAUGAAGCUGAAGAUAUUGAUGAACAGCCACUGGUUAGGAACAGGACUAGACGUAUGUCUUCUGGCUCAGUUGAAUCUGUCAAAGAAACUGGAGCAAUUGAGGUCAGCCCAGUGUCCAGUCCCAGGCAGCAGAAUGUUGGUGCUGAUCCUGACCCCAAUGGAACUGCAUUCCAUUCUGAUGAGUGGGGAGGCAUCUCUUCCGAGGAACAUGAUGAGGCAGUCAUGCUUGAGGCUGCGCUCUUUGGUGGAAUUCCUGAUCAUUUUGGAUUUGGUCCCCAUCGAUUUAUGCAUCCUGGUUUAGAUAGAAAUUUUCCGCCUAUAGCUCGCCCCCCAUCACCUAGUUUGGCUGCUCAGCGCUUGAUACGGGAACAACAGGAUGAUGCAUAUCUUGCAUCACUGCAAGCUGACCAAGAAAAGGAAUUAAAGGCUAUGGAGGAAGCUGAAGCUCGUCGUUUACAAGAGCAAAUGGCUAGAGAAACUGCUCUUGAGGAGGAAAGGCGAAGGGAAGAAGAAUCUCGUAGGAAGUUGGAGGAGCAACAGGAGUUUGAGAGACAAUUAGCUGCAAAAGAAGCUUCCCUGCCACAAGAACCAGGAUCCGAUGAUGAGAAUGCUGUAACUCUUCUUGUGCGGAUGCCUGAUGGCAGUCGACGAGGCCGUCGAUUUCUUAAAUCUGAUAAGCUACAGUCUCUGUUUAACUUCAUAGAUGUUGGUAGAGCAGUCAAGCCUGGCACUUACAGAUUGGUGAGACCAUACCCUCGACGCGCUUUCAGUGAUGGAGAGAGCACUUUAAGCUUGAAUGAACUAGGGCUGACCAGCAAACAAGAAGCAUUAUUUCUGGAGUUGAUUUAAAAUGAUUUUUCCGAGGUUGGAUAGUUACUCAAUUUGAAAAAUCUAGUUUGUUUUUUAAUAUAAAAUAAUACAUGAAAUGUGGGAUGUUAUUUGGGAUUUUUGGUGAUGUUUGGUUGGAAUACAUGGAAUCAAAGAAGGAGAUGGAGAAGAAGCUAUUGUGAUUGUGGAAGGGGCAGAACAAUCAUACUUCCAGGAUUCGAUUUAAUUGUUGGUGUUUGGUUGCUCUUGGGAAAUGACUGUGUAUAGAUAUUCAGUAAUUCAUUAUAUAAAUGGAUGAGAUAGAACUUCAAUUGACUGCAGGCAGUGCACUGCAGUCUCUUAUAACC